Molecule: messenger RNA, 438 nt
Organism: Leptosia nina
Lineage: Eukaryota; Metazoa; Arthropoda; Insecta; Lepidoptera; Pieridae
Source: the annotation of a GenBank genome assembly
AUGAAGCUGUCGCUAGUAGCAAUUGUAACGGCAUCUCAACUAAACACUGACAACCGAACCCAUUCAAAUACGAUCAAACAACCAACCGACGUCAUGAUAUCUUCCCUUUUUAUCCGACGACGGCUUAGAGGAAAGGGGGCGAAAGGCCUCAGAAGACGGGGGAGACAAACGUACACAAGAUAUCAAACGCUAGAAUUAGAAAAGGAAUUCCACACUAACCACUACCUCACGCGAAGGAGACGCAUUGAAAUGGCGCACGCGCUCUGUCUCACGGAACGGCAGAUCAAAAUAUGGUUUCAGAAUCGAAGGAUGAAGUUAAAGAAGGAGAUACAGGCGAUAAAGGAGUUAAACGAACAGGAGAAACAGGCGCAGGCGCAGAAGGCCGCCGCAGCGGCGGCCGCUGCAGCGGCAGCCGCGCAAGGCCACCCGGAGCACUAA